Oncorhynchus nerka (sockeye salmon) is the source of this 1824-nucleotide messenger RNA. Its product is annotated as calpain-5-like. Gene Ontology annotation, cellular component: cytoplasm. The record is from RefSeq and is a predicted model, not a curated record. The transcript has 6 exons. Gene Ontology annotation, molecular function: calcium-dependent cysteine-type endopeptidase activity. The coding region runs from base 1 to 1227 and encodes 408 amino acids. Gene Ontology annotation, biological process: proteolysis. Lineage: Eukaryota; Metazoa; Chordata; Actinopteri; Salmoniformes; Salmonidae.
AUGGAGUUUGAGGAUUUCUGCCGAUACUUCACAGAUGUGGUGGUGUGUCGUCUGGUAGAACGAGCCCUGCUGUGGCCCAACACCCACUGGAGAGAGGUUCGCUGCCAUGGGGAGUGGGUCCCAGCCCCCAACAGUACCGGAGCAACCCCCGCCACCCUCCUCCCCGGCCGCCAGGCAUCCAACCUCGGGAAGAACACAGCCAAGCCUGGGGAGGUGAGCCAGACUCCGCGAGGGGACCGGAAGGAGGCAAGAUUGGGGAAGAGACGGAGAAGUGGAGGAGGAGAAGGAGGAGGCGGUGGAGGGAGAGAGAAGGUGGCUGUAGCGAAGAAGGGGGGGGGGGAGAAGACAAAGAGGAAGGAGGAGAGUGUGAAGAAGGAGGGAGAGGUGGAUGGACGGUGGGAUAAACACAUGGAUAAGAGGAGUAGGUGUGGAGGAUGCAUCAACCACAAAGACACCUUUCUACACAACCCCCAGUUCAUGUUUGAGGUACAGGGAAAGGAGGAUGAGGUGUUGAUCUGUCUGCAGCAGGAGGACAGGAGGAUAAAGAGGAAGGAUGGAGGAGGAGCGAAUCUGCCCAUCGGCUUUGAGGUGCUGAGGGUGGAGGUGAACCGUCUAAGCCGUGUGCAGCGUGUGGUGGAGCAGGCUGCAAGCUCUGUGUACAUGGACUCCCGUAGCGUUGCCCUGCGAGUGACCCUGGUCCCCGGCCGCUACGCCCUCCUCCCCACCACCUUUCAACCUAGGGCCACCGGACGCUUUCUGCUACGCCUCUUCUCACAUUCACACCUCAGACUCAGUGAGUUGAGACAGGAGUUGCCUGCUCUGUCAGUGUGGCAGUGUUGUCUCCCCCAGUCCAGUGUCGUGACCACUGUCCACCUGCGCCGAGCUUGCGGACUCAGCCAGCCCAAACAGACAGCACCAGAUGUGUAUGCUGUGAUCUGCUGUGAAGACGACACCAUAAGAACACAAGUGUUCAAGGAGGAUGGAAAUCCAGAGUUCAAUAUGAGGGCCAUUUUCUACAGGAGAUACCCAGAUGCACACAUCAGCAUUAAGUUGUGGAGCCGUGGUCUACUUUGGGACACUCUAUUAGGAGGGGCUCGACUCCAGACCGGAGACAGCGAGAGAGAGCGGAGCCAGGGGAUUGACCUGCAGGGCGGCCAAUCACAUUCAGGAUACCAGGGAUGCAUCUAUGUGGAAACCUCAUCCAGCAAAUGCCUGACAGACUUGUGACAGACAGCUGUGGCUUGUCCCACCCUCUAUACAACCAUGGCAAUCACUGCUUUUCUGGAUGAAGCAGCGGAUUUGAAUGAGGAUGGAUCCAAUUCAAUAGCUUUGAAGGAAAAUAGACAUUUGUCUUCGGCUUCCAUGAAUUACAAAGACAAAUACCUCUUUGAAUGAAAUGUUAUGAGAACUCGGAACUACUGCGUUAAGGAACAGAAAAGCACAGUGAUCUGUUUGUUGUUCACUACUAGGGCAGAGGAGAUCAUAAAAUCAUAAAAAUAUCCCCUAACGUUACAUCUCUGCUGGCCAGACCAUGUAAGAGUACAACAUUAUCCAAAAAACAACAACAUUUAAACUGUAAAAAUACAUUGAUUACCAGCUGCCAAGGUUAUCUAAGGAAUAUACAUAAUAUAUAUAGGUCUACUCUUUUUUAAAGGUGCAUAAUUUUAGGAAAAACAUUUUGAUCAAUUAAAAUGUCAUUUUUCUCUACAAACUGAUCAUUAUAUAGAUGUUUUAUUUCACCUUAAUAUGGUAUGCUAUAUUUUCAAAUAUUUAUUUGAAAAAGAUACAUAUUUCAACGUGGGAUUUUGUUUUUUGAAUUAAUGU